GCACACACUCUCAAGACUGACAUUUUGAACUUCACUCAGCAGGUGGCGUACAGACUUGAGCGCCAGAAACAUCAGACAGUCUUCAAAGCGUCAAACAUUCGUCAACAAGAAUCCAGGUAUAGUUAAUAACAAUGGCCGGUGCUACGAUACCGUGGUGCGACAUGGUGGAGGUGCAUGACUCCAACGUGGAGGUGUUGAGGGCUGAACUCGAGCAGGCAGAACAAGAUCUUGUCUGUCAGGUGAAGAGGGUCAGUGAACUCACCACCGAGCUGGAGAUGAAGACCAAAGAGAGGAAGUUUCUGUCAGACCAGGUGGAGAUUCUUACAUCUGAGCUGAAGAAGGAGCAGACCAGGAGUCUGGAGAAGAGUGACCAGAUGGAGAAACUGAAAUACUCCCUUCGGCAGCAGCUUCUGAAAGCAAAACAGGUCAACGCAGCUCGGGUGGCUCGCCUUCACGAAUUUGUGGGCCUGCAAAAAUCCAACUUCAACCUCAAUCAAAAGCUCAAGAUUGCAAAGAACCUCAAUAGAACUCUUGAACGAGAAGCAGCCCGACUCUCUACUCAGCUGGAGAGUAACAAGAUCGAAUCUCUGUCCAAACAGGAAGAGUAUUUAACGGCUGAGCUGCAGAAGGAGUGGACCUGGACACUGGAGAUGAUGGACCAGAUGGAGAAACAAAACAACGCUCAUCAGCAGGACCUUCUGGAGGCGAAACAGGUCAACGCAGCUGGAGAGGCUCACCUUGUUGAGAAGGUCGGUGAGCUCACCACCAAGCUGGAGAUGGAGACUGAAAAGAACCAGUCUCUGUCAGAGCAGGUUGAGAUUCUUACAGCCGGGCUGCAGAAGGAGCGGACCAGGAGUCUGGAGCAAAGUGACCAGAUGGAGGAACUGAAAGACGCUCAUCAGAAACAACUUCUGGAAGCAAAGCAGGUGAACGCAGCCGGAGAAGCUCACCUUGUUCAGAGGGCCCGUGAGCUCACCACCGAACUGGAGAUGGAGACCAAAGAGAACAAGUCUCUGUCAGAGCAGGUUGAGCAACUGACAGCUGAGCUGCAGGUGGAGCAGACCAGGAGUCUGGAGAAGAGUGACCAGAUGGAGGAACUGAAAGACGCCCUUCGGCAGCAGCUCCUGAAAGCAAUACAGGUCAACGCAGCCCGGGUGGCUCAACUUCACAAAUUUGUGGACCUGCAAAAGUCCAACUACGACCUAACUCAAAAGUUCAGGAUUGGGAAGAACCUCAAUGGAGCUCUUGAAAGAGAAGCAGCCAGACUCUUUACUCAGCUGGAGAAAGAGAUUAAGAAGAUCGAAUCUCUGUCAAAACAGGAAGUAGUAAAACAGGAGUAUUUUACAGCCGAGCUGCAGAAGGAGUGGACCUGGAGACUGGAGAUGAUAGAUCAGCUGGAGGAACAAAAGGACGCUCAUCAGCAGGAACUCCAGGCACUGAAACAGGGCGACAUUGAGAGAGAGGCUCUCCGUCGGGACUUGGAGGGUUUGAAAACCGCCAACCUCGAGCUCGUCACCCGACUCCAGGCUGAGGAAGAGCUCAGUGAAAACCUCAAGAGAGAAACUACCUCGCUCUCCAUCAGCUUGGAGGCGGAAACUCUGAAGAACAAAUCUCUGUUAAAACAGGGAGAGUCUCUAACCACCGAGCUGCAGAAGGAGCAGAACUGGAGACUGGAGCUCGGCGACCAGGCGCAGGCAGAGAGAGACGCCCACCAGCAGGAACUUCAGGCUCUCUGUCAGGAGUUGGAGAUCCUGAAAGCAACCAACCCUGAGACUCCCGGCAAGCUCCAGGCUGAGAAAGAGGCAGGGAAUGAAAGGACAAAGAAAGAUUUCACACGAGCAACUUCAAAUUCGGUGUGUCAUCUCAAGACCUAUGGGAUCAAAAGGGAAUCCAAAUCUUGUUAUAAAUGUUAUCAAUCAAUGUUAAUGUCCAUUUACAUGCAUAUUUAUUAAUUACUUUUUUUAAAACUUCGAUACCAAUCACUGUAUUCAAUCCAAAUAUAUAUAGAUUUUUUAGUCUUUUUCUUUUCUCUUUAUUGUAUAUUUUUGUAAUAUUUUCUCCCCCUUCCCUUGUUUCCUUGACUCUUGCUGCUACUGUAACUAUAAAUAAAGUUAUAUCUUAUAUUAAACAAAUACAGUGUUUCAAUGAA
This is a messenger RNA of Scophthalmus maximus (turbot), 2149 nucleotides long. Its product is annotated as protein CROWDED NUCLEI 3-like. The transcript is spliced from 2 exons. NCBI's taxonomy places the organism in Eukaryota, Metazoa, Chordata, Actinopteri, Pleuronectiformes, Scophthalmidae. Bases 132 to 1952 code for a protein of 606 amino acids. The record is from RefSeq and is a predicted model, not a curated record.